Molecule: messenger RNA, 978 nt
Organism: Paramuricea clavata
Lineage: Eukaryota; Metazoa; Cnidaria; Anthozoa; Malacalcyonacea; Plexauridae
Source: the annotation of a GenBank genome assembly
GAAGCGGGAUCAGACAAUAAGAAACUGUUUCACACUAUUGAUGGUCUCCUCCAUAGGCGUCCUGAGAAAUUCUAUCCGUCAUGUGAGUCGCUCAAUGAACUGUCAACCCAAUUUAACAACUUUUUCACCAACAAAAUUGUCAAAAUUAGGGAAGAAUUAGCCAAUGAUGAAUUUGCUCUGACUCAUCUACCAGAAUUUGAUACUUCACUCCCCCCCGAGUCGGAGCUGUUUACCUUCCCACCAACCACUGUGGAUGAAUUAUCAAAUUUAAUAUAUCCCAUCGCGUCCAAAUCAUGUGUCCUUGACCCAUUACCAGCUAAAUUACUUAUUCCUCAAAUAAAUGAUCUUCUACCAGUUAUUCGUAAAAUUGUCAAUUUAUCAUUGGAAUCAGGUCAUAUGCCAUCUACUUCGAAAAAGGCAGUGUUAACGCCGACCUUAAAGAAACCUUCAUUGGAUUAUCAGGAAUUUGUUAAUUUCAGACCAAUAUCGAAUCUUAAGAUGGUUUCUAAGGUGAUUGAAAAAACCGGAGCCUCUCGUUUAAUCAGUUACCUUGACGGAAACAACCUACAUGAACCAUUCCAAUCUGCAUAUAAACGAUACCAUGGUUGUGAAACUGCUCUGAUUAGAGUACAGAACGAUAUCCUACGUGCUUUGGAUAGUCACAACUGUGUUGUACUUCUACUCCUCGAUCUCUCUUCUUCAUCUGACACAGUAGACCAUGAAUUUUUGAUUCACCGUUUAAGAACUAGAUUUGGCAUAAAAAGAAAAGCCUUGGAUUGGCUUCGAUCUUACUUGACUAAUCGCUCUCAGUUCGUGAAUAUUGAUGGUUCUAAGUCUGAAACUCACAACAUGACCUGUGGUGUUCCUCAGGGUUCUGUGCUUGGCCCAAUUUUGUAUUUACUCUAUACAUCACCCUUGGCUGAUAUUCUACGGCGUCAUAACAUGCUAUUUCAUUUCUAUGCAGAUGACACCCACUAG